Molecule: messenger RNA, 823 nt
Organism: Nicrophorus vespilloides
Lineage: Eukaryota; Metazoa; Arthropoda; Insecta; Coleoptera; Silphidae
Product: nuclear nucleic acid-binding protein C1D-like
Exons: 2
Coding region: 127-573 (148 amino acids)
Biological process (GO): regulation of gene expression; maturation of 5.8S rRNA
Cellular component (GO): exosome (RNase complex); nucleolus
Molecular function (GO): RNA binding; DNA binding
Source: RefSeq, a predicted model, not a curated record
UGUUUAAUACUUUCGGUGUAUUAGUAAAAACAUAACCUCAACAUCACACGUUAAUUGGAAACCAGCUGAGUGGUUUGAAAGUGUUCGUAUCUUUUGUUUUAUUAAUAUACAGAGUGAACGACAAUCAUGGAUUUCGGUGAUCUGAAGGAUGACAAAGAGAUACAGACGAAGCUGUUGAACCUGCACAAGAGCGUGAACGACAUAGAGCACAUCCUGGAUGUUGCAUACAACAGCAAAAUCGCAGAAGGUUUAAGCAUGAAGGAUCAAAUGGAAUAUGAUCUGUUCAUCGCUUACACCUUGAACACCCUGUACUGGUUGUAUCUGAGGGUAAGAGGUUUAGAUCCCAACGAGAAUGAAGUGAAGAAGGAGAUACAGAGGGUUCGAGAAUAUAUGGUCAAAGCACAGACUGCUGUGGAAAGACACACACUGAGGAAGACAGUUAAUGUUGAGGUGGCCGAGAGAUUUGUCAGGCAUGGAGUGCAGGUUCCCAAAGAGAAGAGGCAGCAAGGUUCAGAUGGUAAAUCUCCGAAAGGACCACCAGCCAAACGAAGAAAACAUAAUAAGAACAAUUAAUUUAUUUUAUAAGUUUAAGGGAAUUCAUUAAGGAAAUAAUUUAUAUUUAUGAUUAGCUGUAUACAACUCAAUUUGCAUCAGCGUUUGCAAAGUUGCAUACACAAACUUGCAUUGAUCUUAUUAUAAUUAUUAUCAGUCAUAAAUUUAACAUAUUUUUCACUUACCAAUAGUUGUGUUUUCCUUAUAAUACUGAGUCUUUGAUCUUAAGUAUGGUUUAUGUAUUGAAGAUGAUGAAGAAUAUAUAAAAAUG